AUAACAAAAUAUAUCCGAUUUCGAAUCUCAGUUUGGAAUGUCGUGAAUGUAGAAACAGAAAGUUGCCAUAUUCAUAACCUAUCUCUUGUGUAUUACUUCCAUUUAUCAAGGAAGAAAAUAAUUAGAGAAUAUUUGGAAACCCUUGUAUCCAUAUGUAUACUACAAUUAUACACGCUAUAUAUACACACACAUAUAUAUGCACAUACAAACACGAGAAAGAGAAGCUCCAUAGUUAUAAGGGGGAUGGGUCGUAAGAUGAUGAGAAUGGAGAGAAUAGCGAAGGAAAAGACGAGAGUGAUGACUUACAGGAAGAGGAAGGCUUGUCUCUUGAAGAAAGCCAGAGAAUUCUCAACCCUUUGUGGCGUAGAUGUGUGUCUCAUCAUCUACGGCCCCAGCAGGACCGCCGUCAAGGCUGCGGCCGAGGAGGAGGAAGAGACGGUGGCCGAACCUGAGACCUGGCCGACGGACGGGAACAAGGUCCACGACAUCAUUGGAAAAUACAGAGACACCGCUUCCAGCAGCUGCCGGAAAAUUUUCCAAGUACAUGACUUCUUGCCGGAAAGAGGCAAGAACAACAACACGGAUAGCAACAAGAUUCGACCAAAAUACCGUGUUUGGGAUGAGAAGCUCGGAGGGUGUUCGAACGAGGAGCUGUUCGGGAUUCUGGGAAGAAUUGAGGACAAGAUUCGCAAGGCACAGGGCCUUGUCGGCUUCUUGGAAGAGACGAAAAGGCAGAAAAGGGCACUGGCCGAGGCAAACCAACAAGCUUUGUGUGGUUAUAGUUACAACCACAUUGAGCAACAACAGUUUCUUCCAUGGCCUCAUCUCGGCUUACCAGUUUCCUAUUCCCAUGAUCCAGCGACCAUGGAGUCAAUCAAAACCCUAAUGAUGUUAAGCAGGCAAGAAAGUUAUGGCCUUUUUCCCGGGUUUUAUGGCGGUCCACCACACUGGACACAGGAGAACAUUGUGUUCAACGGAUCGGAUCAGCUCCCGAGCAAUUGGGUGUUUGAUCCGCCGCCCGUGCAGAGCUCAACACAAGCAAACAAAUGGGAGGACGAUUCUAGUAAGAAUCUGGUUUGAAGGUUAAUCUAGGAAGCUUUCUAGG
This is a messenger RNA of Tarenaya hassleriana, 1105 nucleotides long. Its product is annotated as agamous-like MADS-box protein AGL82. Gene Ontology annotation, molecular function: protein dimerization activity; RNA polymerase II cis-regulatory region sequence-specific DNA binding; DNA-binding transcription factor activity, RNA polymerase II-specific. The coding region runs from base 244 to 1080 and encodes 278 amino acids. Lineage: Eukaryota; Viridiplantae; Streptophyta; Magnoliopsida; Brassicales; Cleomaceae. The transcript has a single exon. The record is from RefSeq and is a predicted model, not a curated record. Gene Ontology annotation, biological process: positive regulation of transcription by RNA polymerase II.